AGUAGACUCGGCCAUUUCUCUCGCGAAGCGUAGCAACUCGCUCGGCUACGACAUUUCUUUUUCCGUAAAACCGUGCGGGUAUUCCCGUAAACUUUGCAAAAUAACGCGACGCAAAAGGAUGAUCCACUCCGGGCGUACCAGGCUCGAGAAAAAAGUAAGUCGCGUGGGCGUAGGAGUGGGCCAAGUCGGGCAAGGGGUACAGGCGGUCGAGGAAUCUGGUGCAAGUGGUCAAUGGUGGAGACAACAGCAUCCAUCGUAUCAUCAUCACCAUCAUCAUCACCACCAACAUCAUCAUCAUUAUCAUCAUCAGGCCGGUUAUUACACAUCGCAAUCGCACACUCACAACAGCCCUGUCACGACCAUGAAGCAGUCUUACAUGCAGCUAACAUGGGUGUUCCAUGAUGACGAGGCGCAGAUUAAUAAGAAACUGCCCAAAGAGUUGCUGCUUAGAAUUCUCUCGUAUCUCGAUGUGGUAUCACUAUGCCGGUGCGCACAAGUAAGCAAAGCCUGGAACGUGUUGGCGCUCGAUGGAUCCAAUUGGCAAAGAAUCGAUCUCUUCGAUUUCCAACGAGACGUAGAGGGAUCGGUUAUAGAAAAUAUAUCGAAAAGAUGCGGGGGUUUCCUGAGACAGCUCUCUCUCAGAGGGUGCCAAAGUAUUGGGAACAAUUCGAUGCGCAAGUUGGCUGAGUCGUGCCCCAACAUCGAGGAACUGAACCUAAGCCAAUGUAAAAAGAUCUCAGACGCCACAUGUGCGGCUCUAAGCAGUCACUGUCACAAACUUCAACGACUGAACUUGGACUCGUGUCCCGAGAUAACGGACAUUUCUCUAAAGGAUCUCUCGGAUGGCUGUCCACUUCUCACUCAUAUCAACCUGUCCUGGUGUGAGUUACUUACCGACAACGGAGUCGAAGCAUUGGUGAGAGGUUGCAAGCAGCUUCGUAGCUUCCAGUGCAAAGGGUGCCGUCAGUUGACGGACAGGGCUGUCAAGUGUUUGGCCCGUUAUUGCCCCAAUUUGGAAGCGAUCAAUCUACACGAAUGCAGGAAUAUAACGGACGACGCAGUUAGGGAACUCAGUGAACGAAGUCCGCGAUUACAUUACGUUUGCCUAUCGAAUUGUCCGAAUUUAACGGAUGCGUCCCUGGUCACACUGGCGCAGCACUGUCCACUUAUUAGCGUGCUUGAAUGCGUGGCUUGCACUCAUUUCACCGACGCCGGCUUCCAAGCUCUCGCGAAAAAUUGCAGAUUACUCGAGAAGAUGGACUUGGAAGAGUGCCUUCUAAUAACUGACGCCACAUUGAUUUACCUAGCAAUGGGCUGUCCCAGAUUGGAGAAAUUGAGUUUGUCCCAUUGCGAACUAAUCACCGAUGAAGGCAUCCGACAGUUGGCUCUUUCGCCGUGUGCAGCGGAACAUCUGGCGGUGCUGGAAUUGGACAACUGCCCUCUCAUCACAGACGCCAGUCUGGAUCACCUCCUUCAGGCCUGCCACAAUCUCGAGCGCAUUGAGCUUUACGACUGUCAACUAAUCACCAGAGCUGGCAUACGUAGACUCAGAACGCAUUUGCCAAACAUCAAAGUCCACGCGUACUUCGCGCCGGUGACACCGCCGCCAAGUGCCGGAGCAUCUCGGCAACGAUAUUGCCGAUGUUGCGUCAUUCUGUGAUUCCACAUAAAAGUGACUCUGAUGCAAAUCGUCCGAUGCACCACGAUGCCGGUGGAUCCUUAAUUACGUUGGUCGCCAGUUCACGGCAAACGUGGAACCUUCUUUCUUCCGGUUGCCAGGCCGUGGAUUCUGGUCACCAAUCGUUAACAGUGAGAACGAGCCUUGUCGUGAAUGAAAUCGCGAAUACUUCGACAGAUUUCACCGAUUCGACUCGCAACAUAGGCAACGAGUACAAAAGAACAGUACAUCAACGUCACCUAAAUAUAUAGGCGCAAACACACAUACACCACACGCGCGCACGUAAAAGCUCACUACUUACUGUAAUUAUUGCUAAUGUGUGUCGCUACUACUACCGCUCACUAUAAAACUGUUUCCAUCACCGCUGUUCGACACUGCCGCGGUGUACAAUGAUAUCGUUCCUAUUGCUGGAACUCUAUUGAUUUUUUAUGGUCGCUGUUACACAAUCGCUGUCAGUUCAUCACGAGCGCGAUCAUUUAUCGAAGGAGAAGAAUCUCGGGUUUCGUUGAUUCGAUAACGACGAAAACAUUGUAGAAAACGUUUUCUACGUGAUAAUUGAGCGUGAAAUUUCUUUUCAUAAACGGGGCACGUUUCGCUCAUGUGCGGGCCAAUACGAUCAUACGUAUCGAUCGCGAGCCCGAUAUUCUCGUGGUUGGAUGUUCCAUCUGAAACAAAACGAUAAGCAUAUAUACAUUCAUGUAUGUAUUAUAUAUAUAUAUACACACAUAUAUAUAUAUACACACACAUAUAUUUUUUUAGUACGACGCAUUCUCUUCGUCUAAACAGACAUGCUAUCGUUAAACGAAAAGAACUCGCGAUCCGUUCCGAGCGAUAACGGCACACAAUAAUGCGUCCAACAAUAUGUAACACUUUUCUGAAAUCUGAAUAAUGAGAUAGGAAAGAUUGAAAUAAGAAAAGAUGAUGUCACAUUGAGCAGGUUUCAAGCUACGUAUAAACGCCGUGCUAUUAUUCUAGAGUCUAGAAUCUAAACACUCAAUUUCUAUUGACGAUUCAUGUGUGCGUGUGUGUGCGUGUACAAAUACGUGUGUGUGUUCCUGUAGCAGUUUCUCGAACGAACACUGCCUAUUAUAAUAUUAUUGAUAAGAGAAGAAACAAAAUAAGAAACAGAGAAAGCUUGAUGUAUAAAAAGGAUAAAAAAAUAGAAAAUAAUUUCAAAAAAUACAAAAAAAGAGGAGAGACAGAAGAAAUAAGAAGACGCGAGCACCGCAGGGAUAAUCGCAGAUUUUUUUAAUCCUGCCGUGGCACUGUAAGGAAACGUACCGUCAAUCGUUUAAACUAAACAUUAACAUAAACAGUUCGUGUCUUCGAAUGGGAAACGUUUUUUCCUGUUCAGGUCUAAUACGAAUGAACCUCACGAUCUCACACGCGCGACGGGUAACUGCGACAACUACGAAUUUUUCCUUUCGACGAAACGUCACAGGCAAAGUACACUUAAAACAAGAACGACACCGAGAAAUAUGAUGGAGAUAAUAGGACUCCUUUAUGAAGAGGGAACUGAAAAGAGAACAAGAAGAAUAGCACAGGAAAUAGAGAAAUGAAUGCAUCAUUGUGCAUCUAUCAUCUUCAAAACUUCCGUUUAAUUGCCACCGGCGCUUAAUGGUGACAUGUUUAUGAUGCAUUUUAUGAGAAUUCACGGAUGAGCCAACGAAUGGACAGUCAACAGUCCAUGAAUCACGCUUAUCGAGUCCGAAAUGUAUAUACCAUAUUACAUCUUUCAACGGCCCAUACAUACAUAUGUACAUAUAUGUAUAUACUUUUUCUCGUUUUUGUCUCCUUUUGUUCGAUUUUGUUUCUUUAUUUUUCAUUUUUUAAUUUCUCAUGGACUAGGAGAGCACAGACUGACAAAACGAAUCAAAGCAUUGAUACGUUGAAUUAAGCCCAUUCACUCGGGUCCAGUGACCGAUUCCGCUGGCCAUUCUUUACUUUUUAAGCCUAGGUUUACAUAACAAUGGCAUAUGAGAAACGUGAUAAGUUGUAUAAAGUGUGUUUGGAUACACUUACGAUUAGAUGAAAUAAUAUGAAGAAAUUAACAAAUUCAUUCGUUCCUGUCCCUCAAAGCAAAUAAAAGUAAACAAAGCAAAAUACGCGGACCCUACACGUAUUCUAGUUACUUAAAAGAAGAGAACCGAACUUAAUGCAAUGUCUAUCGUUUGAAAGUCUGGACUCCAAGAUAACAAAACGUGUAUAACAACAAUAAUCAUCAUCAAAUUUGAGUCUCAUCUUUACGCCUGUCACGCGUAGAAAAAACUAAGAAGAAGAUGAAGAAUUUUUAAUGAAGAGAAUUCCCCUUGAAUCUUCGGGUUCCACGCAUUUUUUAUGAUCACAAUAUGAUCGGUUAAUCGGUUAUGAUGUAAGAGCUUUAUCUGUCAUCUGGGAUAAUCAUGUGUUUCGAAAAAUAAAUCCAGGCUACAGAUGAACGUUGGUGACGGAAAAAUUGAUGAUCCAUUCCCAAGUGCAAUAGAAUUGCCACAUGACGCACUCCGUUUCUCUCCUACCGGUUGUUUCGACGAAGACCCCUACGUAAAUACGAUCACGUCAAAAACCUGUUAUUACGCUGACAAUGAGUAAAACAAAGUAUCGAUUGUUAAAUCUUGCUAGUACGUAAGAAGAACGUACACUGCAUAUAUAUUUAAUAUAUAGCGUGUAAACAAAGAAUAUUCGAUAAAACAACUAUAUAUAUAUACACAAAUAUAAAUGUAUAAAAAGUAUAUAUUAAGAUAAAAAAUGCAGUAAAAAAAAAUAUAAAUAUACAAAUAAAAUAUAUUUUAUACGCUGCAUGUCAUCGUUAGAGAGAGAUAACGUGAUCAUUGUAAUUUGCUAUUUCGUUAAUAUUUUUUUUCUAGCGGUGCACAAAAACGGAAUCAGCAAAUGUGUUUUAGAACAGUUUUUAAUACGGAGGGACAGGCGAACAAUAACGGUACUCUACCCGGUAUACUCGCGAAACUUGCUCUUUAAUUUUUUCCGCGUCUCACUAAACUAAAUUGACGAUGGUUCUAGUAAUACGUUGUCCAAACUCCCAUCAAAUGAUAAAAUAAAAUAAAAUAAAGAAGAGACAGAUAAAAUUGUGAACGCAUGCACGACUGUCGCUUCGUUCGAUCGAGUUCACGUAAAAAAUAUGAAGUCAAUCGCAGUGCCUGAAUCGCCGCAGAACUUACAAAUUAUACAUAUAAUUGCGUCGUAGUCUAAAUUCCAUGAAUACUUACGAUAUGAUGAAGGAUGUAUAAAUUAAAAAGAGAAUAAUAAAGACUCUCAUAUGCCAGCCAUUAAGAAUUUUCGAGCAAACCCUUAUUUCUGGCUGAAAGGAAACUCGUCGAAUACCCGACAACCGUGCAUUCAUGAAUAAUUAAACAAAAUUGUCUGCGAUAACAAAAGAGGGAAGGGACAAGAUUUAUGGUUUUGUAAUUUUUAUAAUCAUUCGAAAAAAUGAUAUUUUAGUGAAUCCUUUGAUCGAACUUUUUUGCGUGAUUUUAACCAAAUCGGUUGUGGACAAUAUACGGUUCACGAAUCAAGAAACAAAUUGUAUGUCCAAUGUAAUAAAAUCGAUUCUCGUUAUGUUAAUACAUGCAUGUAUUGCAAUUCGGAAGAGCCUCUCAGUAAUCCCGUAGCUUGGGGUUUAAGAGAUCGCAAUCGUUCUACCAACGGGAUGUUACAGUGGAAUUCGUUUAUCAUGAAAGUGGAGAAAGAACGAAAAGCAAAGGAAGAGGCAAGAGGAUCAAAUAAGAGUUUUUCAUAGACUGUAGUGUUACAGUCCACUUGCAAUAAUGAUAUACAAUACGUCGCCGUAAACAGAGAUCGUGCUGUAACAAAAAUUUAAAGAACUGUCGCAAUGGAAAGAAACGAACAGGAAAAAUGAAAGAUGUUAGACGAAGAGAAAUAAGAUGAAGCUUCUUAAGCUGUGUGAUCGAGUAAGUGUUUGGCUGUGCAGUAGAAUAGCAAAGAGACAGGGAAAGAACGUUAGAGAGAGAAAAAAAUAUUAGGUAUGGUAGAAAGGAUGAGAGUAAAAGAGGGUGUGAGCGAGAGAGAUAAAGAAUUCAGAUGUUUAAUAAUCGAAGCCAGCGAAAGUAUCAAAUAUUAAAUUGUAUAUCUCGAUUAUGUGUUUCACCUAUUCGUAUAUAUAUACCAUUUAUUAUUUCCGUUUCGAAAUCGUAUUUUAACAAAUAAAACAGAAAACAACAAUCUCGUUACUAAAAUCGGGAUUCAUUGAAUUAUUGGUCUGAAUAUAUAACACAUUUAAUGGUCUACACGUGUCGGCCUACACGUGCCUACUAAAAUCACGACAAUCUCUGCUUUUAAUUGAAAGAGAAAGUAAGAGAAUGUCGGAAUAGAGGAACCUGCAGAAAACAAGCUAGGAUCCACGUACAGAUUCAUCUAUGAAUACUGUAGCUGAUUAUACAUUGACAUUUCGCUGCUUCGACAAGCUACAGUCUACCAUGUAUAUAUUUUCAUUAAUGUAUGUAUAAUAAAAAAUAUAUUCGAGACAAG
Messenger RNA from Ceratina calcarata, 6181 nucleotides. RefSeq names its product F-box/LRR-repeat protein 20. Gene Ontology annotation, cellular component: cytoplasm. The transcript is spliced from 9 exons. Gene Ontology annotation, molecular function: protein binding. The record is from RefSeq and is a predicted model, not a curated record. Bases 119 to 1660 code for a protein of 513 amino acids. NCBI's taxonomy places the organism in Eukaryota, Metazoa, Arthropoda, Insecta, Hymenoptera, Apidae.